Adineta steineri is the source of this 1272-nucleotide messenger RNA. The record is from the annotation of a GenBank genome assembly. NCBI's taxonomy places the organism in Eukaryota, Metazoa, Rotifera, Eurotatoria, Adinetida, Adinetidae.
AUGUUUUCACAUUCUAUAGCAGCUGGUCUUAAAAAUACACUUCCAGAAGCCACAUCAAUAAUUGGUGAUCAAAUACCAGAUACUUAUGAUAUUAUUAUUAGAUUCCAUUCGGCAGAAAAGUUACCUAGAACUGAUUUAGUUGGAUAUACUGAUCCUUAUUUUGUGGCAAACAUCGAUCAUCAAAUUUCAUUUACAUCCAUUAUUAUACCUAAUACUUCUGUACCAGUAUGGGAUGAUGAAGAAUGGAUUGUUCGAAAUAUUCCUCGUAAUGCAAAACUUACUGUUAAACUCUAUGAUAAAGAUGAUGAAAAACUUGCUGAUGAUUAUAUUGGUCGAUUUGUAAUUGACGAUCUUAUUAAUUAUACUCCUCCAACAAAAGGUCAUAAGAUUCUUGGAGCUUUUGCGAGAAAUAAUGGUCGUUUUCAUUUAUCUAUUCAAUCGAUGAGAUCAUCAGAAGAAACUCAACAACUUCCACGUUAUACAUUCGAUGGUCCUUGUCGAUUUUCUCGUCAUAAUUCAUUAGCUAUUGGCCGACUGACAAUGCUCAAUGCUGACUGUGUUUAUUCAACAUGGAAAAUAUCCAUGAGACGACUUUCUUUUUUCUUUCCACCUGCUCAACGUCAACAUUGGAAUACAAAUUAUAAACUAGCAAGAAGCAUUUUUGGUAAUUGUCCACUUGCAUUAGUAUCAAAAAGUACAAUUAAAAUUGGUCAUAAAGUACUCUAUGGAAGUACCAUAAAACAUAAUGAAAAUGGUCAAUUGAAUAAUGCUGAUGAUCUUUGGAAAUAUAUUUUUACAGAUAAUAUUACACAAAGAAUCAAACCAUGUAUUUAUACAUAUGUUAUUGAUGAUUAUACAUGGAGAUUUAGUGAGACUGGUGUACGAUUCUUUACUGAUAUGGCAAGUAAACAUGCACUAUUAGCAAAUGGUUCUGAAUACGUUCGAUAUGCAGGUGAAUUUCAUCUUCGACCUAAAUAUGGAUGGGAUAAAUUCGAUGAUGAAUGGGAAUUAGUCAUUGAUAAUGGAUCUGGUACUUACGCACCAGAUCCUAACCUAUUAACAAAUUUGAAAGAAUUAUUAGUAUUCAAUUUUCCAGGACUCAAUAUAUUAACAUAUGAUUUUGAAGAUCCACUGCUAAAAGAAAGUAAAGAACAGUUGAAAUUAGCAAUAGAAAAAUAUAAGCAUAUUACACCAACGAUCGAUCGACUUGUUGGUCGUUAUUCACCAGAGACUUUAAAUGAAUGCGAUGAUGAAACUUGUGCUCAUUCUUAA